UCAAGCCAACUCCUAACUAAUAAAAUCUGUACUGCAGCUGUUAGAUUUGUUGACAUUUUAUUUGGAUCCGUAAUCUAGGAUUUAACAUCAAAAAAAUGAAUAGUCCAUCAAAAAAUUUAGACCAAGCAAAUCAAAGUAUUAGAGAAGCUGAAAAAUUUUUGAAGACUUCAUUUUUAAAAUGGAAGCCUGACUAUGACAAUGCAGCUAGUGAAUAUGUAAAAGCUGCUACCCAUUUCAAAUCUGGCAAGCUUUAUACUGAAAGCAGAGAUAGUUUUAUGAAAGCUGCUGACUGUUAUGCUAAAAAUAACUCUUUCUUCUCAGCUGCAAAGAACUAUGAGCAGGCAGCUUUGAUCUCUAAAUGUAUGGAGGAUUACAAGACUGCUAUUGACUUGAUUCAUCGAGCAUGUCAACUAUUUAGAGAGCAUGGUACACCCGAUACUGCAGCUUUAACAUUGGACAGGGGAGCAAAAAUGGUUGAAAGUAAAAACCCUGAAGUAGCUUUACAACUUUAUAUAAAAGCCGCAGAUGUAGUUAUGAUAGAAGAUCGGCCCACACAAGCUUCAGAAUUUGUUGGGAAAGCUGCUAGGAUUUUGGUCAAGCUUAGAAGGUUUGAUGAUGCAGCAGACAUGGUUAAGAAAGAAAUGGAAUAUCAUCUACAAACUAAUAAUACAAGAGCUGCUGGGCGGCUUGUAGUAGCACAGGUUUUGAUUCAUUUAAUGAGAGAGGAUUAUGUUGCUGCUGAUAAAGCUUUCAAAGAAGGCUGCAAUUAUUGUGAGAGAGAUGAAUGCGGCACUCUUUUGGAUAUAUUAGAAGGCUUUGACCAAGGUGACGCUGAACAGCUCAACAGGGGACUUAACAGCCCAUUUAUAAAGCACAUGGAUGUAGAGUUCGCUAGACUCGCUAGAAGCCUGUUAGCUGAAACUGAAGAGUCUGAAAAGGUUGCUAAAAAGAAAACUGCUAAUUCCUCUAAUGCUCAAGGGCAAGAUGAAGAGGAUGAAUAUGCAGAAGGGCUGCUCUAAUCAUUCCACUAGAUUUCCCUCAACUGUAUAUACUUGUAAAUCAAAAGCCUAAUUCUCAUUGUAGGCAUAAUGUUAUCAUUGUGAUAUUUAUUUCGUAAUUUAUCUUGUUAAUUUGUAUAUUACAACUGAGAUUAAUUUAUACUUAGUCAUGAAAUCAUUAAAUAUGUGUGUACCUA
Molecule: messenger RNA, 1195 nt
Organism: Parasteatoda tepidariorum (common house spider)
Lineage: Eukaryota; Metazoa; Arthropoda; Arachnida; Araneae; Theridiidae
Product: gamma-soluble NSF attachment protein
Biological process (GO): intracellular protein transport
Cellular component (GO): SNARE complex; vacuolar membrane
Molecular function (GO): soluble NSF attachment protein activity; syntaxin binding
Source: RefSeq, a predicted model, not a curated record